AUUACGUUAGGCUAGGUAGCCUGAUGGCGGAAAAGAAAAUUAUUAGUCUGCUUAGGAGAACAAAUAAGAAUUUUACAUAUCGAUUUUCUAAACCUUUAGGGUGCAACAGCAGAAGCACAGCAAAAUUCUGUACAGUGUUGGCAUUGAAUUACUCCAAUAGAUGGCACCAAAGUCAGCAUUUGUCAAAGAAUGGCAUUGUUUGUCAGCAUACCGUGUUGAAGCGAAAUUUUUUUCAGUUACCAAACCCUUUUGGUGGAACUACUAAACGCAAGGAAUAUUCGGAACGAAGGUUAUUAGGAUAUUCCAUGGAUCAGAUGUACGAGAUUGUAGCAGAUGUGGGUAGUUAUAAAGAAUUUGUUCCAUGGUGUACACGAUCCUCAGUAACAAAGAAGCGACAAGGACAUUUGUUGGCACAAAUGGAGAUAGGAUUUUCACCACUGGUAGAACGUUAUACCUCCUCGGUGACUUUAGCAAAGCCUCAUUUAGUGAAAGCUUGCUGUACAGAAGGUAAACUCUUUAACCAUUUAGAAACUGUCUGGAGAUUUAGUACUGGCCUGCCCGAAAACCCAAAGACUUGUACAUUGCACUUUAAUGUAUCAUUUGAAUUUCGUUCCCUCCUGCACUCUCAUCUAUCUCACAUGUUCUUUGAUGAAGUGGUUCGUCAAAUGGUAAAUGCUUUCCUGCAGAGGGCUGAAUGUCUUUAUGGAAAACAAUCUAUACAGAAACAACGAGCUAAAGUUCUAUCUUAUGUAACUUAGCUGAUCUUAAUUAGCCACAUUCAGUGCUGAUUGAAUGAACUGUAUAUAAAUUUAGACGUAAUUUAAAAAAGUGUGUUCAUUUACUAUCACUGAAAAAACUAUUAGUUUACUUUAAUUUUUAUAAAUGGAAAAAUAGAUUUUUCUAGGUGUAUAACAUCAAAAGCAAACAAACUUAGGUGAUCUUUAAUGUAAAUUUAUUUAUAUUUUGAAACCCAUCAAAGAAUGACUGAGAGCAUUAUAAGAAAAUUUUAAGAUUGAUACAAAACUGCCAAUAUUUUGUAGGGCUUGGUUUAUCUAUGGUACUGAAUGAAACUGUUACAGUUUUUUAUAGUUCUAUCUAGAUUUUGGUUAAGAUCAAAAUAAAUUAAUGCUUUAUAUAAAACCAUCUCAUUUUAAUUUUGAAAACUUAUCUUGGAGAAUUCAAGUUCAAAUUAUGCUGUUGUGUCUAUUCGUACAUUGAGCUGCGGGUCUAAAUAGUUCAUAUAGUAUACUUUACAUUAUGACAGAAAUAUAUUCUAUUUUUUGCAGAUUGAUUAGGAAGUAAUUAUUGGUAUUUAUUAUUUCUGUGUGGUGAAACAACAUCUUAAAUAUAGUUAAAAUUACUAAUUUCAGUAAUGUGUUAAUCUUGAAGCUACUGUAUUAAAACAUUUUAAAACUGUAUAAAAAUAUUAAUCUUUACUCAGUUUUGAUUUAAAAGAUUGGUUUAAAACUUUGCUUUAGAAGUUUGGCAUACCUAUAUUUUACAGGUCUUAGAGUAAGUCACACAAGAGAUAUAAACUUUGAUAUGCUAAUAUAGAUAUAUUACAAACUGAUUUUUUGAAAAUUACUUUGGAAGUGUUUAAUAGUUUGAUUACUAAAAAUUUUAAUUCAAUUUAUAUAUCUUUACGGGCUUUUAAUGUUGGUGUGAAAUUUAAAGAAUGUAUUUAAUAGUAUUGAAAGUAUGUUUUAGAUAGAAAAGUUGCUUUAUGGUUUGAAAUAAUUAAUACAAAAAUUACUACUAAUAAAUGUACUAGAUGAUACCAAAGGACAGGCAUGCUUUGUUGAAUUAAAGUAAUUAUUCCAGAUAAAA
Molecule: messenger RNA, 1827 nt
Organism: Limulus polyphemus (Atlantic horseshoe crab)
Lineage: Eukaryota; Metazoa; Arthropoda; Merostomata; Xiphosura; Limulidae
Product: coenzyme Q-binding protein COQ10 homolog B, mitochondrial-like
Exons: 5
Coding region: 24-758 (244 amino acids)
Biological process (GO): ubiquinone biosynthetic process; cellular respiration
Cellular component (GO): mitochondrion
Molecular function (GO): ubiquinone binding
Source: RefSeq, a predicted model, not a curated record